Molecule: messenger RNA, 4619 nt
Organism: Anarrhichthys ocellatus (wolf-eel)
Lineage: Eukaryota; Metazoa; Chordata; Actinopteri; Perciformes; Anarhichadidae
Gene: larp1
Product: La ribonucleoprotein 1, translational regulator
Exons: 21
Coding region: 318-3692 (1124 amino acids)
Biological process (GO): mRNA stabilization; positive regulation of translation
Cellular component (GO): cytoplasmic stress granule; cytosol
Molecular function (GO): RNA cap binding
Source: RefSeq, a predicted model, not a curated record
GUACGUGCGCGUACCCCUGUAUCGCGUGGUGGGGAUCAUCCAUGUUGCUGCUAGUGGUGGAGAUAAGGUUGUAAUCCUGCGAGGCCCUGGGACACGUUUCUUUAUUUUGUAUACAUGUUUUUAUUGCCGACUACUCUGCGUCUUAGGCUGGAGAUCUUUUUGGUCUAAGGAGCGACAGAGGAGCGGCAGACUCCGCCGGAACAACUUCACAUUUCCUUUUGAAAUUGAAGGCGAAUUCGGGCCCGGAGGAGGGGGGUGGGGGGGGAAGAAGAGGGCUGGUAAUCCUGAAGGGGGAAGAAAGACGGCGGUGUGUGGAAAUGGCCACUCAGGUGGAGGCUCUCAUGCCGGGCAACCCGCUGUUGGCGAAGGAGCACGGAGAAGUGAUGCCGGAGGAAGACGCACGGAGCGGCGAGGGCGCACGGCGGAGCGGCGAGGACGCACGGGGCGACGACGGUGCCAAGAGCCGGCAGACGGGUGUCGCAGAGCCGGGGAGCGGCGGCAGCAGCCCCGGGCAGCAGGGAGGGACCACCACCGAGGACGCGGAGGAGCGGACCUCCAACGAGGCGACAGAGGAAGAGGAUAAGCAAAACGAGGACGGUGUUAAAGGCCGAAAGGAGUUUACUGAAGCUCCCCCGCCCAAGGUGAACCCGUGGACUAGGAAAAUGAAUGCGGUGGUGACCGUGGUCAGCGUGAAUGGACAAGCACACCACGAGUCUACCGGCCCGGCCAAGGUGGUGCGAGCGGGGAACCCCCCGAAACCCAGACGUGGAGGAAAGGUUGGAGAUUUUGGCGAUGCCAACAGCUGGCCAACACCCGGAGAGAUCGCAACUAAAGACAUGCAGAUCGAGGCAGUGACACGGACCGAGUCCUGCCCGCCGACUGUCAGGCAGGUCAGAGACUCGUGGAGAUUCACUGCUCCGAAGAAGACGACGGCGACGACGGCGGCGGCGACGACGACGGCGGCGGCGGUCAAGAAGGAGUCGAAGGAGAAGAGGGAGAGCAACGAGGAGAGCAAGGAGAACCUGAAGGCCAAGUCGGACGACUCCGGAGAGGAGAAGAACGGAGACGAUGACUCCCAGAAGAACGGACCCAAGAAAAAAGGAAACAAGCAGAAGUGGGUUCCCCUGAUGAUCGAGGUGAAGUCGGAGGGUCCCCGGGAGCGCUCGGCCUCCAGGAACAACAGCAGGCAGAACGAAAACCCCCGCCUGCCUCCCAACGCCAGGAACGACCUCAGAGACUGGCACAGUCAAAAGUACGAGCGGGAGUGGCGCGACGACCACGACGAGGUGUCCAGCGUGAAGAGCGAGGGAGCGCCGUUCCGCGGAGGGUUCAGGGGUCGCGGGCGUGGAAGAGGAAGAGGCCGGGGGCGAGGCCGAGGUGGCAGAGGCCACUAUGACUACCACUACGGCUACAAGUCCUACGACUCGAAGGACGGACCCUCCGCCCAGAAGUUUGGCAACACGGUGACUUACUACUACGACAACAUGAGCAGCAGCGACCUUUACUCCGCCGACCACGACCUGCUGAAGGACUACAUCAAGAGGCAGAUUGAGUACUACUUCAGUCUGGACAACCUGGAGCGAGACUUCUUCCUGCGGAGGAAGAUGGACCAGGGGGGCUUCCUGCCCAUCGGACUCGUCGCCAGUUUCCACAGAGUUCAGGCUCUCACCACCGACGUCCACCUCAUCAUGGAGGCUUUGAAGAACAGCGAGGAAGUGGAAGUGAUCGACAUGAAGAUCCGCCGGAAGGUGGACCCGGAGAAGUGGCCUCUGCCGGGCCUGGCCAUGCUCAAUCAAACCCACACGGAUUUCUCCCAGCUCAUCAACUGCCCCGAGUUUGUCCCGAGGCAGCCGACCGAGGAGCCCAGAGGCUCUCCCAGGUCGUCCGCGCCGGCCAAGCAGCGCGGCAAGACCGAACUAGACAUCUCCAACCUCAAGACGAUGCCCAAGGGCCUCUCCGCCAGCCUCCCCGACCUGGACUCUGAGUGCUGGAUCGAGGUCAAGAAGAGGCCCAGACCCUCCCCGGCCAGACCCAAGAUCAGCGCAGAGAAGGCCCCCUCGUUGCAGCAGCAGAAGGAAAAGGACGACUCGAAUCGCUCCCCGGUGCCUCAGCCCGGCUCCUCGCCCUCCCCGGCUACCACAGGGAAUAAGGACGGAGCGGAGCCGGACGAACCCGAGGAGCUCGACUUCAUGUUCGACGAGGAGAUGCUUCAGAUGGACGGGCGGCGCAACACCUUCACAGACUGGUCGGACGAGGAGACGGAUGGCGAGAUCGACGACCACGACGUCAACAAGAUCCUGAUCGUGACGCAGACGCCGCCCUACCUGAGGAAGCACCCGGGGGGAGACCGCACGGGACACCACACGUCGCGCUCCAAGCUGACCAACGAGCUGGUGAAGGUGAUCAGCGACGGGCUGUUCUACUACGAGCGGGACCUGUGGGACGACACGUACGAGCCCGAGUACGCCACCAUCAAGCAAGAGGUGGAGAACUUCAAGAAGGUCCACCUGAUCAGCCGCGAAGAGUUCGACUGCCUGACCCCUGAACCCCCGGUCGACCCCAAGCAGGAAGUCCCUCCAGGGCCCCCCAAACCCCAGCAGAUCCCCACAGACGCUUUGGCGAACAAACUCUUCGGGGCCCCCGAGCCCUCCUCGAUAGCUCGCUCGCUCCCGACUACCGUGCCUGACUCGCCCAACUACCGCAGUGCCCGGACGCCCCGCACGCCCCGCACGCCUCACCGGAAGGACCAGACCAUGACGCCGCGCUUCUACCCGGUGGUGAAGGAGAGUCGACCCGUAGACGCAAAGACGCCCAGGAAGAGGAAGACCCGACACAGCUCCAACCCGCCCAUGGAGUGUCACGUCGGCUGGGUGAUGGACUCCAGAGAGCAUCGCUCCCGUACGGCCUCCGUCAGCUCUACUGCCAGCCCAUCGGAGGGCACCCCCGCCCUGGGUAACGUUGGCUGCACGCCUCAGUCCCUCCCCAAGUUCCAGCACCCGUCACACGAGCUGCUCAAGGAGAACGGCUUCACGCAACACGUCUACCACAAGUACCGCCGGCGCUGCCUCAAUGAGCGAAAACGUCUGGGAAUCGGCCAAUCACAGGAGAUGAACACACUCUUCCGCUUCUGGUCGUUUUUCCUGCGCGAUCACUUCAACAGGAAGAUGUACGAGGAGUUCAGACAGCUGGUGGUCGAGGAUGGGAAAGAAGGAUACAGGUACGGAUUGGAGUGCCUGUUCAGGUACUACAGCUACGGUCUAGAGAGGAAGUUCAGGCCGGACAUCUUUAAGGAUUUCCAGGAGGAGACGAUGAAAGACUACGAGGCUGGCCAGCUUUAUGGACUGGAGAAGUUCUGGGCCUUCCUUAAAUACGCCAAAACCAAGACCCUGGAGAUAGACCCCAAGCUGCAGGAGUGCCUGAGCAAGUUUAAACGUCUGGAAGACUUCAGGAUUGAUCCGCCGAUGGAGGAAGGAGGCCGCAGGAGACACUCGUCCAGCGGGGACGGUCGCCGCCGGCACCCCUCUCAGCCCACCAGCCGGCCCCACAGCCAGGCCAGCUCGGGCCCCGGGCCCGGCCCCGCUCCCGUCGCCCCGGGCCCCGCAGCCAAGGAUGAUGCCAAACCCGUCAGCCAGAAAGCCCCCGCCGCCGCCGCUGCCGCUGCCCCCGCACCAGAUGCCAAGACACUGAAGUAACGCCCAAGAAACACGCCGGCCCACAUGGAUCAACUCAACCACGUCUGCUCGUCGCCGGUUCUCUCUGCGCCACAUGGGGGGGAGGGAGGGAGGGAGGGGGGGGGGGCGUCCAGUUCUUCACUCAAGCAUGAGAAUAGUUUUUUUACACCCCUACAACGACUUCUGAAUGAGAAAUAAGGAAGACAAAUAAUUAAUACGGCUACGGUUUAUUAAUUAGUUCUGAUUUUGAGAGAAAAAUACCUUCUUUUUUUUUUUUGUCUUGAUGAGACAAGGAAUGGAGAAGGGUGUCAAACACUUUAUUUUAUUUUUCUUUAUAAAUCAUUGCCAGUCCACUCGGUGGACGGUUCAGUGGUGAUUUACUACCCUGGAAAUUCUUCUUUUAUUUUUUUAGUUUCUUACAUUUCCACGCGGACCCGCUCUCUCCGAUCGUCGCUGGCUGAAAGACGUUUGACUCCUCCCCCUGAUCUCAGAUUUACGAUUAUUAUUUUGCUCGGCAUGUGGAGAGAGAUCGCAGACUUUGGAAAUAGUUUGAACAAGAUUGAGCGUCUGGAGCCGGAGAGGCCGAGCUGCUCCUCGCAUCCAACCGGACCAAAGUGGUUUGAAACCAAGCGACUGAUAUUUCCACCCGCAAAGCCCCCAGCGCUCUGUCGAGGGGCUAAAAAUUAACUAAAAUAUAUUAGAUUUACUUUACGGCUGAACAUUGAGGGGGAAAUUAUUAAAAGAACCAAAUGAUAAAAAACGAGGAAAAAGAAAAGACUUCAGUACGGACACGAUCAUUGAAAGUUGCCUUAUUUUAAUGGUUUUACUGCUUCUGUCUUGUGCCGCCACCUUGUUGUCCGUUGUACAGCAUUGGAAUCAUCCAUUUACCUGGUCACCGUUUGUUCCCGGCAGAGGCCACUAGGUGGGGCUGUGUCGGCCAAACUGUCC